AUGGCGCAAGCAGUCUCUGUCGACCGAGCGACGGGUGGCCCGUCAAAUCCCGUCGACUCCACCGGGCUCUGUCUGCUGUCGCUCGACGGCGGGGGAGUUCGCGGUCUGUCGACCCUCCAUAUCCUCAAGAGCAUUAUGACUCGGCUGAAUCACGAACGUCGGGAGAGCGGCGCUUCGGAACUCAAGCCGUGCGAAUUGUUCGACCUCAUCGGCGGGACCAGCACCGGCGGCUUGAUCGCCAUCAUGCUCGGCCGGCUCGAGAUGGACGUGGACGAGUGCAUCACAGCCUACAACCGACUGAUCAAGGCCGUCUUUGAACAGAAGGCGCACUGGACACCGUUGAGCUGGCGAGGACAAGUCCAACCACGAUUUGACAGCGCUAAGUUGAAAGCGGUCAUCGACGAGGUAAUCACAAGUCGCGGUUACUCCCCCACGGAACCGUUCAAUAAUGGGAAGUCUCACGGGUGUCACGUCUUCGUGUGCACGGCGGCGAAAGACCUGUACGGGAUCACACGCCUCCGCAGUUACGACCUUCCCGAGAAACCGAGCGUGCCGGCCACGAUCAGUGAAGCUGCCCUCGCCACGUCCGCCGCCACCGGCUUCUUCGACCCUGUCUUCAUCGGAGCUCGACAGUUUGUGGAUGGCGCGUUGGGGGUCAACAACCCCGUGGAAGAGGUGGAAGGCGAAGCCUCCGACAUUUGGUGUGCCGACACGGGCGAUGUGAAGUCGCUAGUGAAGUGUUUCAUCUCGAUCGGGACGGGGAAUCCCGGCAAGAAGGCGAUCGAGCACAAUUUACUGAAGUUCUUGUCCCAGACGUUAGUCCAAAUCACGACAGAGACGGAAGAGACGGCCAAGCGAUUUGUGGGGCGGUGGCGGCAGCAUUUCGUCCAGAAUCGAUACUUCCGUCUCAAUGUCGAGCAGGGACUCCAGGACGUGGACUUGGCCGAAUAUAAAGAACAGGGUCGCAUCGAGGAGGCGGCGCACCAGUACCUGGACGACCAGCAGCAAAUAUUCCGCGUGCGCGACUGUGUGGCGAAUUUGAAACAGAAACAAAAAGCAAGGACUGUCAAUGUGCACUGGAGUGUUAGACGUCCCGUCCAUACUUUAUUCACUGGACGAGACUGUAUUCUCGCGAGCUUGGAAGAUAAGAUUCAAAAAGCCCUGGUCGAGGUUACUCCUACCGUACAAUGUCGAAUUGUCAUCUCGGGAAUGGGUGGCCAAGGUAAAAGUGAGAUCUGCUUACAGCUCGCCCAGCGCCUUCGAACCCUAUUUUGGGGUGUGUUCUGGGUCGACGUCAGCACGUCGUCUUUAGCGGAGAACGGGUUCCUCGAUAUCGCCACCCGACUUCAGAUCUCGGCCUCGACGUGGGAGGAUGGCCGGCAGGCACUCGCCAAUGUCCAACAACCGUGGAUGUUGGUGCUGGAUAAUGCGGAUGACCUCGACGUCGAUUAUCAGACCUACUUCCCCCCUGGCUCGGCCGGCGUGAUGGUGCUGACAUCGCGGAAUGAGGAGUGCCAGCAGUAUGCCACGGCAGAUUUUGUGGCUUUAGAAGGGCUAACGACCGAGGAGGCUACCGCACUUUUGCUGAAAGUCGCCGGUGUUGCACCCGGUGCUGCUGGUGAGCAACAUUCUGUGCGAAACGAUGACGCGCGAAGAGUGGCCACCUUACUUCAAUCACAUCCUCUCGCCCUCAUCCAGGCCGGGGCGUACGUGAAGCGCGGCCACUGUGGGUUAGCAGAGUACCCCCGAGUGUACGAACGUCAACGGAAGCGACUCCUCAGGUUCCGGCCGUCGCAAGUUCAGUCGCGGUAUCGGGACGUGUACGCGACGUUUGAAGCGUCGGUGGAGAUCUUACAGGCGAGCCCGACGGAGUCGUCGCACGAUGCCCUGGAGCUCCUGCCACUCCUGGCGGUGGGCGGGCCGAGCCCGCUACCGCUAUCUCUCUUUGCUGCGGCAUGGACGGGAGCGCACGGAAUACGGGAGGGCGAGCCGGGGGAUGAGGAUGAUCUUCGACUGACGACAUGGCACGUGUCGUGUCUGCCCUCUUGGAUCACGGUCGGUGCAGAUGCGUGGGACUCGUUUCGGCUCGUGGAGGCGGUCUCUGCACUGAGGGCGUUGGCAUUAGUAUCGAGGCACGUGGAGGAUGGACAGGUGCGUGUAUCGAUGCAUCCGUUGGUGCACGCUUGGGCACGGGACCGGCAGGACGAGCGGCGACAGCACGCAUCCUGGGUCGCCAUGAGCUGUGUGGUAGCGUUGUCUGGAGGUGACGACAUGUGGCGCGUGCAGGCACGGCUACUGCAGCCUCACGUUCAAGCGACCACGUCAUGGGAGAUGGGGUGUAUGUUUGGGUCGGCGCCUCGGGCCGCCGUGGCCGGUAUAUUGGUUGCAUGUCGCCUACUGAUCGACGGUGGGUGGAUCUGUAUGACCUCAUGGGUCGGAACUUAUUGA
Messenger RNA from Capronia coronata CBS 617.96, 2448 nucleotides. RefSeq lists its product as uncharacterized. Gene Ontology annotation, molecular function: ADP binding. Gene Ontology annotation, cellular component: membrane. The record is from RefSeq and is a predicted model, not a curated record. Bases 1 to 2448 code for a protein of 815 amino acids. Lineage: Eukaryota; Fungi; Ascomycota; Eurotiomycetes; Chaetothyriales; Herpotrichiellaceae. Gene Ontology annotation, biological process: arachidonate metabolic process. The transcript has 6 exons.